This is a messenger RNA of Cheilinus undulatus (humphead wrasse), 1742 nucleotides long. It is a transcript of the gene cdk5rap3, whose product is annotated as CDK5 regulatory subunit associated protein 3. The record is from RefSeq and is a predicted model, not a curated record. Gene Ontology annotation, biological process: regulation of cyclin-dependent protein serine/threonine kinase activity; regulation of mitotic cell cycle. The coding region runs from base 159 to 1676 and encodes 505 amino acids. NCBI's taxonomy places the organism in Eukaryota, Metazoa, Chordata, Actinopteri, Labriformes, Labridae. Gene Ontology annotation, cellular component: endomembrane system. The transcript is spliced from 14 exons.
CUACCGCUUUCUAUUGGCUUUCCGUCUCGUAACGUGUCAUAAACAGUGAAAUGCGGAUGGUGACAAUAAUCUUGGAUAUAUUCACAUGAUAUUAAAUGAAAAUGAAGGUAUAAACCAUUGAAGUGUGUUGGCUUUGAAGAAGAAAAAAACGAAGAAAAAUGGAGAAUAUUCAAAAUCUUCCUAUCGACAUACAGACGAGCAAACUUUUGGACUGGUUAGUGGAUCGACGUCACUGUAAUCUAAAAUGGCAGAGUCAAGUGAAAAUUAUCAGAGAGAAGAUCAAUGCUGCCAUCCAGGACAUGCCUGAAAAUGAGGAGAUCAAGCAGCUUCUCUCCGGCUCCUACAUUCACUAUUUUCACUGCUUGCGGAUUGUGGAGAUACUGAAGGGAACUGAAGCUUCCUCCAAGAACAUCUUUGGCAGAUAUUCCUCACAGAGGAUGAAGGACUGGCAGGAGAUUGUGUCCCUUUAUGAGACCGAUAAUGUCUAUUUGGCGGAGGUUGCGAGCCUGCUGAGUCGCAAUGUGAGCUACGAAGGUCCAGCUCUGAGGAAGCAGCUGGCUAAAGUCCAGCAGCUGCAGCAGGAGCUGAGCAGGCGGGAGGUGGAGUGUCAGAGCUCAGCCACAGACCUGAGGGGACGCUACUACGCCGCCUGCAAACAGUACGGCAUCAAAGGUGAAAAUGUCCCUCGAGAGCUUCAGGCUCUGGUCAAAGAUUUACCAGCAGUUCUAGACGAGGUCGGGAAGGAUGCAGCAAAGUUAGAGGAGAAAAUCCAACUUUAUACAGCUUUUACGAACUACGUGUGUGAGUGGUCUGAACCAGUCCUGCCCAUACUCACGUUUGUCCAGAAGAGAGGAAACACGACAUUUUAUGAGUGGAGAACAGGCCAAGUCCCAAAAGUCAUUGAGAGGCCAGUUGUGGAGGAAGAAGCUCCUGAGACAGUCACAGAGGAUGCAAUUGACUGGGGUGACUUUGGCAAAGGAACAGACUCUCAGGUCGUGAACGCUGGAGUUGCACUCGAAGAUGGAAUAGACUGGGGCAUCAGUCUGGAGCCAAGCUCUGAGGACGCUAGUGCUGGUGGUAUCGACUGGGGCGACAGUGAACCUGCUCCCAUAGAAAUUGAAAUUGUGGAUGCAGGGACAGACUGUCCUGAGGGUGUGGCGAGGGGGGAGGAUGCUUUAAGUAUCCUGGAGAACACACAGUCACGUGGACAGUUCAUUGAUGAGCUAAUGGAGCUUGAAGUGUUCCUAACUCAGCGAAUCAGUGAGAUGGGAGAAGAAGGAGACGUGGUCGCCAUGAGCCAGUUCCAGCUGGCCCCCUCGGUCAUCCAAGGCCAAACCCGGGAACACAUCAGGGAGAUGCUGUCAGAGGUGCAGGACCUCCUGGGCCGGCUCACCUCUCUCCGGAUGCAGCACCUGUUUAUGAUCCAGGCGUCGCCUCGGUACGUUGAACGUGUGUCUGAGAUGCUGAGACAGAAGAUGAAGCAGGCAGACAUUUUGGUCGUCAAAGGUGCCACGAUGGUUGAGAAAAGGCAGGAAGCGCUGGAAGAGCAGUCCAGACUAGAGCCUCGUGUUGACCUGCUGGCAGGAUGCACCCGGGAACUCCAGAAACUGAUUGAAGCCGAUAUUUCAAAAAAAUACCACAACAGACCCGUCAACCUCAUGGGAGUGAACAUAUAAUGAGCUUAACAAAGUGAAAAUAUUUUGUAUUGACCAACUACAAAAAUAAAGGUGGUAUUUAAUUAA